Messenger RNA from Amaranthus tricolor (Joseph's coat), 783 nucleotides. RefSeq lists its product as uncharacterized. The record is from RefSeq and is a predicted model, not a curated record. The transcript has a single exon. Bases 1 to 783 code for a protein of 260 amino acids. Lineage: Eukaryota; Viridiplantae; Streptophyta; Magnoliopsida; Caryophyllales; Amaranthaceae. Gene Ontology annotation, molecular function: catalytic activity.
AUGAACUUCUUGUUAUGGAAUAUUCGGGGCGUUGGGAAAGGUGAGAAAACGAUGUCUAUUAGAAAUAUUGUGCAGGAAAAGAAAAUUUCCUUUAUGGGACUGGUAGAGACAAAACACAAAAGACCCAUAAGAAGUAGAAUGAAAAGGAUGUGGGGAAACGAUGAUUUCGAUAUAUGUGAAGUGUUCGCUAGCCAAACAAAUGGGGGUGGGCUGAUAGCUACAUGGGACAAAUCAAUAUUCCAGGUUGCAAAUACAUUCACUGGUGACAGAUGGAUGUUGCUAGAAGGAUGUCUAUCUGCUGAAAUGUUUGAAUGCUGCGUAGGGGUCAUCUAUGGCCAAAAUGAUCGCUCGGAACGUUAUGCACUGUUGGAGGAGAUAAAAAACAGGAUUGUGUCUAUAAACAAACGGUGCCUUCUGAUGGGAGAUUUCAAUACUGUGUUACAUCCUACGGAAAGAUCUGGAACGUUCAGAUGUGAUCAGAGCAUGAGGGAGUUCUCGGAAUGGAUUACAGAUUUAAACCUUAUUGAUAUACCGCUACAUGGUGUGAAGUUUACUUGGAGAAGAAACGAAUCGAAGAGCAAACUAGAUAGAGCCCUGUGUUGUCAGACAUUGCUAACCAAAUUUCCAAACUUGAAUUUGAUAGGGCUAAAAAGAAGUAUCUCUGAUCACAACCCCCUACUGCUAUCGCUUGAGGAUGGGAUCAACUGGGGCCCGAAACCUUUCCGAUGCUAUGAUGCUUGGUUCCUGAACCCGAAACUAAAAGGAUUCCUUAUGAAUGAAUAG